UCUCUUUGCCCCGCCUGUUCCUGUGAGGUAAUCAAUCAGCGCGGAGAGGGCGUAGUUUUGAGUUGUGAAUUUGGCUGUGGUCGGCGGAUAGACAAUAUACGAGUGACAUCAUGUCUCAGCAGCGGGCUUUACCUCAGAGUAAGGAGACUUUGCUCCAGUCCUACAACAAGCGACUAAAGGACGAUGUUAAGUCCAUCAUGGACAAUUUCACCGAGAUCAUCAAAACUGCUCGGAUUGAAGAAGAACAUCAAGUCUCACGCUCAACUCAAGGAGAGCAGGAUAAUUAUGAGAUGGAUGUCCGAGCUGCUAACAUAGUGCGCGCAGGAGAGUCUCUCAUGAGGCUGGUCUCCGAUCUGAAACAAUACCUCAUUCUGAAUGAUUUUCCCUCUGUGAAUGAGGCCAUCAAUCAGAGGAACCAACAGCUGCGAACGCUCCAGGAUGAAUGCGACAAAAAGCUAAUUUCUCUGCGGGACGAGAUUGCCAUCGAUCUUUAUGAGCUGGAAGAGGAAUAUUACUCGUCCAGCUACAGUGUGUGUGAGCCAGGCGACCUCCCGCUGUGUGAAGCCUACUGGAACUGCGACAGUCUGGACUCCUCGCCUCCGGAUUUCUCUUCGCCAUUGGUAUCAGCGGAGACCACUUCCAGCAAUAACCAAAUUCACGCAUCUCCUCACCUAAAUGGCGGAGGCAUGGCCGAGCACAGCUGAGUUAUUGUUGACCGAUUCUACAUCCAGAUUCAUCAGCUGCAAGAACAUAGUCACUAAAGACUCACAGCUGCCCCUUUCAUUCCACAAUCACGCGCAGGUAAUGAUAUUCGACAGCCUCUUUAAUCAGGCAGAUGCAAAAUCUGCUGAUUGAGGUU
This is a messenger RNA of Nanorana parkeri, 859 nucleotides long. It is a transcript of the gene MED22, whose product is annotated as mediator complex subunit 22. The record is from RefSeq and is a predicted model, not a curated record. Lineage: Eukaryota; Metazoa; Chordata; Amphibia; Anura; Dicroglossidae. Gene Ontology annotation, biological process: regulation of transcription by RNA polymerase II. Bases 111 to 704 code for a protein of 197 amino acids. The transcript is spliced from 5 exons. Gene Ontology annotation, molecular function: transcription coregulator activity. Gene Ontology annotation, cellular component: mediator complex.